AGGAUGUGGGCGGGGCCGCUGCGGCGGAAGCCGGGGAGGACAGCGGGGGCGGGGGCGUCUCCAGGGAGCAAGGCCCUUUGAGGAGGCUUCCUCCGGGCGGAAAGACGAAGCGAGACUCCGCGGGGGAUUCCCCCACUCCACCCCAACCAGGGACCGGGUCGCGGUUGCACGGGCCCCAGCCCAAGGUGCGGGUUUCUAUAGCAACCAGCGGGGAUGGCCAACUUGUCCAGGUUUGCCCAGGAUGUGCUGGUUUGGGCACUGCAGGCCUGCAACCCACAGAAGUGAUCCUCUUCUGCCUCCCGCGGUUCCACCCAGAGUGGACCUGGGAGGCUGGCGGAAGGUCGACCUUUCACACUGCCUUUUUAAUAUUAGGGUGAAGGCGCCCCGCACAGCGCUUUCCCGACCAGGCCCAGGCAUGCCGGUCCUUGUAAGGCAAAAACUUCGAUGGGAGCCUACCUCCCUAAAGCCUCGUGGUGGACCAGCUGUUUGACGCAUUUAGAAGAAAGAAUGACACCCCUACAGAGGAACAUGAUGUGAAUGGAAGAGACCUGUCAUUAUACCCUCCCCAAGAAAUUGAUUGGAAAUGGGGAAGAAAAACAGUUGUUUGAUGCAAACAGUACAGCACUCUGAACAGACUCUCAAAACAGCUCUCAUCUCAAAGAACCCAAUGCUUGUGUCACAGUAUGAGCAGUUAGAUGCUGGCGAACGGCGUUUGCUGAACAAAGCCUUCAAGCCAGACAGUGAUCUGUUUGGACCCAUUACCUUGCAUUCGGAAUCAGACUGGAUCAUCUCCCAUCCCGAGCCUCCCCAGGACUUCGAACAGUUUUUCAGUGAUCCUUCUAGAAAGGCACCGUCUCCAGAGAAGCGCAGUAUUUAUAUACAAUGCAUUGGAUCUCUAGGAAACACCAGAAUUAUCAGUGAAGAAUAUAUUAAGUGGCUCAAGGGCUACUGUGAAGCAUUUUUCUAUGGCUUGACGGUGAAACUCUUAGAACCGGUUCCUGUCUCUGUAACGAGGUGUUCCUUUAGAAUCAAUGAUAACACACAAAACCUACAAAUUCAUGCAGGGCACAUCCUGAGGUUCCUAAAAAAGAAGAAACCUAGAGAUGCCUUCUGUAUUGUGGGAAUAACAAUGAUUGAUCUUUACCCACGAGACUCCUGGAAUUUUGUCUUUGGACAGGCCUCUUUGACAGAUGGUGUGGGGAUAUUCAGCUUUGCCAGAUAUGGUAGUGAUUUUUACAGUUCACGCUAUGAAGGCAAAGUGAACAAGCUGCAGAAAGUAUCUUCAAGCGACUAUUCCGUUUUUGAUAACUAUUAUAUUCCUGAAGUGACCAGUGUUUUGCUGCUUCGUUCCUGUAAGACUUUAACCCAUGAGAUUGGACACAUAUUUGGACUUCGACACUGCCAGUGGCUUGCAUGCCUCAUGCAGGGCUCCAACCACUUGGAAGAGGCUGACCGGCGCCCCCUCAACCUUUGCCCUAUCUGUUUACGCAAGCUGCGGUGCGCUGUUGGCUUCAACAUAAUAGAGAGAUACCAAGCACUGGUGAAGUGGAUUGAUGAUGAGUCUGCUGACAUCCCUGGAGUCAGCACGGAACACAGUCGGGAAGAUAAUGUGAAUUUACCAAAACCUGUGGAAGCCUUUAAGGAAUGGAAAGAGUGGAUAAUAAGAUGCCUUGCUGUUGUCCAAAAAUAAGGACCUUCACAUAGGAGUAAUUACAAUAAACACCUUGCAUAUUAUGCUUUCACUUGGAUGCAGUACUUCAUUAGAACAGACCGUUUACUGAUUCUGCCCUGUGUCAAGUAACAGAAUGGAACCUUCUUUAAAGCACCUGAACUUUGAAAUGAGGCUUAUCUGGAAUGCUAAAAACUAUAAACCCUCUCUCUUCUGUGUUAGUAGCCUGGUCCGUGGUAGUGAGCACAUCAUUUCCAUUCUUGAAAUAUGUUUAUGUCUCACAGGAGAGCUAGGACUAGCAGAUAAGUAAAUACAAAAAUCGCUGUAUGUGUCCCAAG
This is a messenger RNA of Odobenus rosmarus divergens (Pacific walrus), 2007 nucleotides long. RefSeq names its product archaelysin family metallopeptidase 2 (gene AMZ2). The coding region runs from base 584 to 1690 and encodes 368 amino acids. Gene Ontology annotation, molecular function: metallopeptidase activity. The record is from RefSeq and is a predicted model, not a curated record. NCBI's taxonomy places the organism in Eukaryota, Metazoa, Chordata, Mammalia, Carnivora, Odobenidae. Gene Ontology annotation, biological process: proteolysis. The transcript is spliced from 9 exons.